GUGCCAGAUUCUAUGCUUAAAUGGAGGUCCUGAUAUUAGACCAAUACAACUACUGCAAAUAAUUGCCAGCACAGGACCUUGUUAAUCUGUUUCUUGACAUGGCCAAAAAUUCCAUUCUGUUAUGUUUUCUCAUAUUGACCUCCUUUCCAGCCUUCAAAACCCAACAGAAAAAACUGUUUUUUCUCAACAAAACUACACAUAUAAACCAUGGCUGCAACACACAAAAUCCCAACAACACAAAUACAUACCAGCCAGAAUUCACCUUCACAGUCUUGACAGACAGAAAAUGGGUUGUGGAAAAUCAAAACAUGAUGUAGCAACUGGGAACACAGUCGCCAGGAAGAAAUCGAAUGUUGGUGAUCAAGCCAAGGACAUUGGAACCGUCCUGGAAAAUGGAGCCAAAAAUAAGGAUAUUACAAACUCUUCAUUGGUGCAACAGCAAGAGACGAAUCAGAAUGUCAAUGGAGACAAUCCUCAGACUGAGGUAAGGGAUAUAGCUGAAAACAAGGCAUCAGGCGAAGAAAAGCACGCACCAGAAGAAAGACUGAUAUCUAAAGAAUCACCGAAUCAUUUCUUUUCUUCAAGAAAAGAAGAGGAAGUUGUUGAAGGAAUUGUUUCUGAUCAAAAGUCUGAUUAUGACUCUCCUCGCCUUGAAACUGCAGUCAAGGAGAAUUUGUUCAAUGACAAUGAGAAUGUUAACAAUGAAGUAGAAACCACAGAAGAAACCAAAAAUGUAGUAGAAGAAGCAGUUGUCAAAGUAGAAAGCACAUCCAAGGAAGCAGGAGUUUCAGCUCCUACUGAAAAGGAAGAAUCGGCGGCCUUAACAACCAAUGAUCUGAAAACUGUCUGAUCUUUAAGGAACAAUCUGGGAAUUCGCCAUUCAUCUUUGUUUGUGAAGUUUUACAAGUUGCUGGUUUAUGUAUUGAUGUUGUUGUAUGGUGCUUUAAACCCUUUUUACCGUUUUCUGAGAUUACAUUAUGGAAUCUAAAAAAUUUACAAUGUUCC
Mangifera indica (mango) is the source of this 1005-nucleotide messenger RNA. RefSeq lists its product as uncharacterized. Bases 122 to 850 code for a protein of 242 amino acids. The transcript is spliced from 3 exons. The record is from RefSeq and is a predicted model, not a curated record. NCBI's taxonomy places the organism in Eukaryota, Viridiplantae, Streptophyta, Magnoliopsida, Sapindales, Anacardiaceae.